Monomorium pharaonis (pharaoh ant) is the source of this 3173-nucleotide messenger RNA. Its product is annotated as A disintegrin and metalloproteinase with thrombospondin motifs 7. Gene Ontology annotation, cellular component: extracellular matrix. The record is from RefSeq and is a predicted model, not a curated record. Lineage: Eukaryota; Metazoa; Arthropoda; Insecta; Hymenoptera; Formicidae. Gene Ontology annotation, biological process: proteolysis; extracellular matrix organization. The transcript is spliced from 12 exons. Gene Ontology annotation, molecular function: metalloendopeptidase activity.
CGAGACUCGACGCAAAUCGCAGAAUUUUUUAAACAAUAUGCAACUGAGGCGAUUGCGAGACACGCAAUGCCAUUAUCGAGCUCGUGUGCGGAACCAAUCGGAAGACAGCGCUCUAUCUACUUGUUAUGGACUUGUUAGUUGAAUGUUCUAGCAUUAUUCUUAAUUGAAUGUUCUAGCACCAUUAGUUUUUUAUAAAUAUACGAGGCGUAUUUGAAAGGUUUUGUGAAUUAAUAUACAGAUAGCUAAUGAGAAAAAUUAUUUAAAUAAUUUCGUUGCAUCAUCUUUUAUAUUAUAUGAAAUAUAAUAUUUAUUGUAUUUUAUUCUGAACGUGUUUCGUUCUGGUAACAAGAAGAGUAAACAUCCAUUUAAUACUUUUCAAAUCAAAAAGUUACAAAAUCAAGCCGUUAUUAAAUAUAUUUUGUAACAAAAUAGAUCAUCAUUAAAAAAUGUUUGCAUAUCUGUAAAAAAAGAGCGCAAUCACUAAAGAUCGCAUGAAAAUAAAAUAGGAAAAAGAGUGGAGUUAGAGUCGGCACUCUUUUUUUAGUGCUCUAAACACAAAUAAAACAAUUAUUAAUCAAUGUGCAAAAUAAUAAACUCAAAGUAUGAAAUAAAAUAUCUUUAUUAUAAAAAAUGAUGCAACAAAGGCACGCAAAUAGUUUUUACCUUAGAUAUUUGUAUAUUCAUAUUCAUAUAUUUUUGUAAGGAACUAUUGUAUUUAAAAAUAGGGUAAAAGCAUUUAAAUUCAAAAUUUGGUAUAACUUUAAUUAAUUUGUUUUCGAAGUACAGAAAUGGCAACAUUUCAGGAUUCCAGGAUUUUGUUAUAUUAAUUUUUAGGUUGGAUACAUUAAAACGAAGCACGCAUGGUAUAUGAUCGAGCCAGUGGCUGGGCAUGACUUUAGCAAAGAAAUGGAGCAACCGCAUAUCGUGUAUAAAAGGAGUCCAGAUGAGUAUCAAGCCGUACAGGAUGCUCUCUGCAAUGUCAUCGGCGAAACGUCUAGGAUCAUUGCCAAGCGUGCUUUGAAUCCGCAGAAAAGAGUACCAGCAAGAUUAAUCGAGAACAAGUCAUACACGCUAGAGUUACUAGUCGUGUUGGACAAAUCUUUAUUGGACUAUUACAAGAAUUUCGAUGUCGAAAAUUACAUACUAACGCUCUUCAAUAUGGCUGCAGGAUUAUUUCACGAUGUCAGUCUAGGCGUACACAUGCAGCUGACUAUAGUGCGAAUUAUAAGAUUAGAAGUAGAGGAAAAUAAGAUGAAUUUGUCAGCGAAUCGAGACGCGGAUGCGACGCUGAAGCACUUCCAAGAGUGGCAGUACACCAUGAAUCCCGGCGACGAUUCCCACCCAAAUCACCACGAUUGCGCGAUUCUCAUUAGCAGAUUAGAUAUCUGUGUCUCGAGAAACCUCUGUGGCUUCACUGGUACAUCCACGAUCGCUGGUACGUGCGAUCCUUUGAGAGGCGCAGCCAUUGUGAGAGACGCUGGUCUACCAACCGGUUAUCAUAUAGCUCAUCAGAUAGGUCACACCCUGGGUAUGUCCCACGACGUGCAGCGGGAGAACGGCUGUCCCGGUAUAGUUUAUCACAGAAACGGAUACACGGAGACCACCGUUAUGCACCCCGGUGACAUGUACAUCACGAAAAAAUGGUCCGAGUGCUCCCGGCGCUACCUGCGCUCGUACAUCGAGCAGGGUCUCGCGUUCUGUUUAGAGGACGAGCCGCACGAUCAUUAUUUUCCCGCCGCCGAAAUGCUGCCGGGAGUGAUGUACAACGGUGACGAUCAGUGCCGUUUACGGUAUCGACCAGACGCUCGACAAUGCGACAUGGGAGUCUGGUGUUACCAAAUGAAGUGCCUGAUGGUGGGAGAACAGCCCGGAAUCACAGACGGCGGUUGGGGUGCCUGGUCGUCCUGGAGCAGGUGUUCGCGGACAUGCGGCUCCGGCGUGGCGUACGCCGUGAGGCAAUGCAACUAGCCGACCCCGUCCAAAGGCGGCUCUUAUUGCGUGGGUGACAGGAAGCGCCAUAAAAUCUGUGCCACGAACCCCUGCGAAAUCGGCGCGCCGUCAUUUCGCGACGUGCAGUGCGCCGAAUUCAACGACUGGGUAUUUCCGGAAGACGGAAAGAUUCAUCGUUGGGUGGCGUAUAAUCUGCCAGAAGACUUGAAGGCGUCUGAAGAUCCAUGCGCUCUUUACUGCAUGAGCGAAACUAAUCUGGUGACCUCGUUGAGACCGAAAGUGGUGGACGGUACCACGUGCUACAGAGGCAUUCGGGACAUUUGCAUCGGGGGGAUGUGUAGGGAGAUACCUUGCGACCUGGAUAUAGAAUCCAGCGCCGUCGAGGACGUUUGCGGCGUCUGUCGAGGCGACAGCACCUCGUGCACCUUAAAGCAGGGAACAGUGUCGAUCGUGGCUCAUCCCCGGCUCAAGAAGAUAACAGACGUGCCAGUCGGUGCCAGGAAUAUUCGCAUCGAGGAAGCAGAACCGACCAAAUCCAGAAUCGUAGUGCGCACCAAAAAUACGAAAACUGUGCUGAUUGAUGGUAACCGUCUAGGAAUGUUCGAAGUGCCGGGCUCCAAGGCGUGGCUGGGAAUGAUAAGGCCGAGGCAGGAAGCUCUGAAUAUACCGGGACCCGUCACCAAGGACUUGAUUAUAUUGGUUGAAGCAAAGGAGAACGUCACGUUGAAAUACUCAUUAGGAUUGAAGCAACGAACUCCCCGUAAACCCGUGUUCUCCUGGGACUUUGUCGACUGGGAGAAAUGCUCGGCAGGUUGCGGCCCGGGAGAACAGAUAUCGAAACCUCGUUGCAUCGAGAAAAUCGGCGGACUGGUGGACGAUAAAUUUUGCAGAAAUAACAUUAAACCAGAUGCAAAAGUCAGGUCGUGCAAUCAGGCUCCCUGUAUACCGCGGCAAGUUUACAUUUUCACGAUUUUCCGCGUUUGUGAAAUACAAUAUUUAUGGAGCUGUCAUAUCAUAUUAUAAAGUAACUGUGAUCUUUAACGAGCUUCGAUAUGGCGAAAUCAAAGUAGUCGUGUGUCACGUUCGUUACUUUUAUAUAUAUGCGAUAAUAACAUUAACAAUCAAAUAUAUUUCUCUCGUAUCAUCUGUAUUUCGUGAUCGUAUCGUGUUCACGCGUCGGACGAAAUUGCCACUUUUAUCUCAUUGAGGAACUAACGCAGAGA